Didymodactylos carnosus is the source of this 873-nucleotide messenger RNA. The record is from the annotation of a GenBank genome assembly. NCBI's taxonomy places the organism in Eukaryota, Metazoa, Rotifera, Eurotatoria, Philodinida, Philodinidae.
AUGGGUUCAAAUGAUGAUGUUUUAAUAUUUAACGAUGUGUCAAAGACAAAAAUUCUUGAUCUUAAUGGGAAAACAGUUAUGUCCGGUUUUAUCGAUAGUCAUAGUCAUAUAGGCGAUUAUACACAACUUUGGGGUCUUCCAAAUUUGGCACCACCAUCUGUGGGUACAGUAAACAAUUUUGCCGAUAUUAAUAAAAUCAUUCGUUCCUAUAUUAGUCAAAACAAUAUUUCAAUUCAAGAAUUCGUAUUAGGUUAUGGUUAUGAUGAUUCUAUGCUUGACGAAAGACAACAAGCACAACGAACAGAUUUAGAUUAUAUAACAAAUGAUCAUCCAUUUUGUUUAUUACAUAUAUCUCAACAUUUAGCCGUUUGUAAUAGUUUAGCAUUGUUAAAAGUAAAUAUAACACGUAAUAAUAUACCUGUUAUUCCAGGAGGCGUUAUCAUUUUAGAUAACAACGGUGAACCAAUCGGUCGUUUAGAAGAACAAGCUGUAUCAUUUGUUAUUUAUAAAUGGAUGAAACCCAAAAGUUUUGAACAAGCAAUUAAAGAUUUUAAAGAUAUUCAAAAUUAUUAUGCAAGUUUUGGUAUAACAACCUCUCAGGAUGGUUAUACAAGUAAACAAUUUACAAUUGAAUUAUUAUUAAAAAGUGAUUUAAUAUUAGAUAUUGUUUCCUAUCUUGCAUGGAUGAAUGCUGAUGAAUAUAUUGAACAAUACAAAAUUAAUAUUAGUAAAAUUUAUAAUAAAAAUAAUAAUCAUUUAAAAUUUGGUGGUAUAAAAAUAAUUCAAGAUGGAUCACCACAAGGAAAAACAACAGAUUUUUCACAACCUUAUUUAAAUCCACCAAUUGGUCAAUUAAAUACAUAUCGUGGUUAA